GGGAUCUUCAUCUUCAUCCAUCAUCAAGUCAUCUGUAUUGCUUCAAAAUGACGAUGCUUAAUUUUUCUGGCCUUCCCAACAAUACGCCCUGUCUCAGUUACUGGCAGCGCACCACUCGGGCAUUCCCUCUUUUGUACGCAAACCGCCACAAUUCAGUGCCCGCCACGUCGAAAUACGUCGUCAUUGGCUCUGGUCUUUCUGGUGCUCUGACAACCUUUGAGCUUCUCGAAGGAGGUGUUAAAGGAGAAGAUAUUAUUAUCCUCGAGGCAAGAGAAGCAGCAAGUGGUGCGAGUUCCCGCAAUGCUGGCCAUGUCCGACCGGAUGCAUUUCGUGGUUUCACGGCAUAUUCCAAAGUGCAUGGCGAAGAUCAAGCUCUGAAGAUUAUCGCAAACGAACGUCUUGUCUUGCAGAAAGUGGAUGAAUUUGUAAACCAGCACAGUGUUCCAUGCGAUUUUAACCUCACCACAACGUUUGAUGUCUGCAUGACGCCGGAAUUUGCCGAGUAUGAAGCUGCCAGUCUCGAAGCGUAUCGACAGGCAGGAGGUGAUGUCUCGCAUGUCAAGUAUCAUCAAGCACACGAGGCACAACAGCGAACCAAGGUCAAGGGGGCUGUGUCCGCGUACGAGUGGCCUGCAGGAUCUAUCCAUCCAGCAAAACUAGCCCAGUUUCUUCUCCAGGAAGUGGUAUCCAAAGGCGUCCAACUAUUUACAUUCUGUCCAGUAACAGAGAUGAAGCGCAACGCGUCAGGAGCUGAACUGUGGGAUAUACACACUCCGCGUGGAAUCGUGGCAGCAGAAAAAGUCAUCCACUGCACAAACGCCCAUGCAGCACUGCUACUGCCUAUGUUGCGUCCCUAUAUCACUCCGAAUCGUGCUCAAGCUCACUCCCUCAUCCCAACUCCCGAAUUUGCAGCGGGAAAUGUCCUCCCCAGCACCUUCUCCCUCCGCUACAGCCUCCACCACUUCUACUCCCUCAUCCAGCGACGUGGCGAUGGCACACUCAUCCUAGGCGUAUCUCGCUCCAACCCGACCCUAAGUGAGGAAGCAAUUGCCGGUCGCCUCAGCACUGAUGACUCGAAAUACAACAAGGAAAUCGCAAACGAUGCCCUCCGCAGCUUCCGAGAUAUCUUCCCCAACUAUCGCCCCGACACCGCUAUGCAUGGAGAGGGGCUGGAUCAUGCUUGGACGGGCAUCAUCGCGAUGACUACUGAUUCAGUGCCGUUUGUGGGUGCCAUUGAGUCUUUACCAGGACAGUAUGUCUGUGCGGGAUUUAAUGGACAUGGAAUGGCACGCAUCUUCACCUCUGCUCCUGGCAUUGCGAAGAUAGUCCUUGGGAAAGAGUGGACAGAAACUGGGCUGCCAGAGUGUUUUCAAAUGAGUGAGAAACGGUUGGCCAGGCUGGCCGGGGAGUCUGUGCCUUCGGUGUGGUGAUACGGAAAAUAGAUCAUUUACUAUCAUACUAACAGAUAAUUAUGUAUAAAUUGAUAUUGCGAUAGUGAAUGGAACAUGUCCCGGGU
This is a messenger RNA of Aspergillus wentii DTO 134E9, 1516 nucleotides long. Its product is annotated as NAD(P)/FAD-dependent oxidoreductase. Gene Ontology annotation, cellular component: cytoplasm. The transcript has 3 exons. The coding region runs from base 48 to 1430 and encodes 460 amino acids. NCBI's taxonomy places the organism in Eukaryota, Fungi, Ascomycota, Eurotiomycetes, Eurotiales, Aspergillaceae. Gene Ontology annotation, molecular function: oxidoreductase activity. The record is from RefSeq and is a predicted model, not a curated record.